Molecule: messenger RNA, 2559 nt
Organism: Sporothrix schenckii 1099-18
Lineage: Eukaryota; Fungi; Ascomycota; Sordariomycetes; Ophiostomatales; Ophiostomataceae
Exons: 1
Coding region: 1-2559 (852 amino acids)
Source: RefSeq, a predicted model, not a curated record
AUGGCUUCUCUCUCCGCCGCCAUCCUGGCACGGCCGCCACCACAAACCGCCGCCGACCCGUCGCCUCUGGCUGUAGCUGCGGCUGUCCACCAGCACCAACAGCAACAGCAGCAGCAACAGCAACAGCAACAUCAGCGAGACCAAAACCAAUCCUCCCCUUCGCCCUCCAUCACACCGCCCAACCAGUCGAGCGGCCACAGACCACAUCCCCACCAUCUGAUCAACAGCGAGAGUCUGCGCGACCACCUGUUCUUGCCAAGCAGCUCCGGCGGCGCAGGAGGCUCCAGUGGCUCCAGUGGCGCACCAGCGGCAGCGGCAGCGGCGGCGUCGACACCACGCAGCCGUCUCAGCAGUCCGCUGCGCGAGCUCGAAAGCGAGCUGUCCAGCCACGGUCACGGUCACGGUCACCACAGCUCCGUCGACGACGCGCAGGAGCCGCAUCUUGAGCCCUCGUCGCCGACCAGCCGCAGCAACGGCGCGUCUGCUGCGGCCGACGAAAAGAACCGCCGGCGCCUCAACAAGCUGCGCUACCGCUCCAAGUCGUCGGUCGAGCAGGCCCCCUUCCCGUCCCCGUUUCCCUUUCCCUUUCCGCCCAUCGCCAGCCUGGCCGGCUUUGGCUUCCCUCCCUCGUCGUCCUCCGCCGCCGCGCCCAACGCCAUGGACCCGCCCGUGCUCUCCUUUUACGGCGCCGAGCCGGUGCCGCUGCCGUCCCGCUUCGCCCACAUCAAGCGCCGCCUCGCCGAGGGCCACCACGACGCCAUCAAGGCCUCGUGGGCCCGUCUCCUGGACGCGCUGGCCGCCGACGUCCGCCGCAUCGCCGACCAGGGCCCCGCCCUCAUCCCCUCCAUUGACUUUGCCGCCAUCGACGACCCGGCCGCCGUGCAGCCCUUCCAGGACGCCCUCAAGACGUGCGGCGUCGGCGUCGUCCGCGGCGUCGUGCCCGCCCGCGACACCGCCGCCUGGGUCGACGAGACCCGCCAGUACCUGCAGCCCGCCGACACCGACGGGUCCACCUACGACAUCAAGCCGCCGCCGCCGCAGGACCCGACCUGCUUUGACUUUUUCUGGACGCCCGCGCAGGUGCGCGCGCGCGCCCAUCCCAAUGUGUUGCGGGCCAUGAAGUUUGCCAUGGGCUUCUGGGCGGCGGCCCCGUCGCCGUCACCGUCGCCGACCCCGGACAAGGACAAGGCCGCCGCAGACAAGAGCGCCCGCGGGCCGUCGGGCGACCCGCGCGUCGCCACGCGCUUCCCCAUCAGCUACGCCGACCGCAUCCGCAUCCACGUGGACGUCGAGCAGGUGAACCUGGUGCACAAGCCGGAGAAGGAGAAGGACAAGGAGAACAAAGCAAAGGCGGAGGCGACGGCCGAUGGAGACAAGGGGGAGGAAGCAACAGACGAGGACGAGACCACCGACAAGGCGGCAGCGCCGCACGCGGUGCCGGCCAAGGCCCCCGUGACACCCCCCACCGUCAUGGCCCAGGUCGACGGCGGCUCCCUCGAGCGCUGGGAGCCCGACGGCUACGGCCGCGGCGGCACGUACGAUUCCGUCUUCCGCGGCCGCUGGGAAGACUACGACCCCUGGGACCCCGUCGGCCGCGUCCAGGCCACACCGGACCUGUACAACGGCGCCGGCGCCUGCAGCAUUUUCCGCAUGUUCCAGGGCCUGCUGGCCCUGACCGACGUCACGCCCGGCAUGGUGCGCCUGCUGCCGUCGCCCAAGCUGGCCACGGCGUAUUUUCUGCUGCGGCCCUUUUUCAAGCCCAAGACGGCGGCCCCCAAGGGCGCUGACAAGGACGACGCCGCCUGGGCCGCCUUCUUGGACGCCGCCAACUGGGACAUGGAGGAGGAGGCGUCGACCAUCAUCCAUGGCGCCGUCCCCGGCCACGCCCAGCGCGUCACCGAGCUGUGGCACCCGCACCUGCAGCUGCGCCAGAGCCUGCUGACGCCGCCCAGCCUGCAGGCCGGCGACUACAUUGUGUGGCACUGCGACACGCCCUACACGAUUACGAGCGAGGGUGGGGGCCCGCUCGGCGAGAGCGGGUCCGGGUCGGACGUUGGCGCCCCCCCCGGCGCCUCCCUGGCCACCGCCCCCAUGCUCGUCUACGUCCCCGCCUGCCCCCUGACCCAGACCAACGCCCUCUACCUCGCCCGCCAGCGCAAGGCCUUUUUGCGCGGCCACCCCGGCCCCGACUUUGACGCCACCGGCUCCGGCCUCGGCAGCGAGGCCGACCAUGCCGCCCGCCUCGGCGAGACGGCCAUUGAAGCCGUCGGCGGCCGCGAGGGCCUGCGGGCGAUGGGCCUGUUGCCGUGGGACGUGGAAAAGCCGGCGGCGGCGGCGGAGGGGUCCAACGUGGACACGGACGUCGUCGCGUCGACCGAGGCGGCCGAGGCAGCCGACCAAAUGGACGUCGAGCCCCCGGCGGCCACGUCCGCGCCGUCCACCGACGAAUCCCUCUCCCAGGCCGAGCUGGAACUGGUCCGCCUCGCCAACAUCAUCCUCUUCCCCGAUCAGUACGAGUUCUACAUGCCGACGCGGCACAACUCGCCCGAUCGGGAGUAG